This is a messenger RNA of Sarcophilus harrisii (Tasmanian devil), 7136 nucleotides long. RefSeq names its product ribosomal modification protein rimK like family member B (gene RIMKLB). The record is from RefSeq and is a predicted model, not a curated record. Gene Ontology annotation, biological process: protein modification process. Gene Ontology annotation, cellular component: cytoplasm. Gene Ontology annotation, molecular function: ATP binding; metal ion binding; ligase activity, forming carbon-nitrogen bonds. NCBI's taxonomy places the organism in Eukaryota, Metazoa, Chordata, Mammalia, Dasyuromorphia, Dasyuridae. Bases 1317 to 2477 code for a protein of 386 amino acids. The transcript has 8 exons.
UGGCAAGCAUUUAUUAAGUGCCUACUGUCAGGUACCUUGGUAAUUAAGUAUAGAAAGUAUAAAGGAAAGCAAAAAUGGUCCCUGCCCUCAAGGAGCUUACAAUUAACUUAACAUGUAAAUAUACUUAAAGUUACAUAAAAUAAAUGUGAAUUAACUUCUUAAAGGUUAGAGAACUAGCUGUAGGAAAGACCUCAUGCAGAAGGUUGCCUUUGAAGGAAGCUAAGGAUUUUGAGGGGCAGAGGUAAGAAGAGAGUACAUUACAGGUAUGGAGAAAGUUCAGAGGCAUAGAGAGGGCUGUUAGAAUUUGAGAAACCGGCAAGAAUGCCAUUUCAUCUAGAUAUAGAUUGUAUGAAGGGAUUAAUAUGAGUUAAGGCUAGAAAGCUAAGCUAGAGUCAGUUAUCAAAGAUUUCAAAUAGAGGAGUUUGUAUUUGUGCAAAAACAAUAGGGAGAUGCUUAGAGUUUUUUUGAAUGGUAGAAUGAUAAGAUCAGACCUCUAUUUUAGGGAUAUGGCUUUGGCAGUUGUGUAGACAUGAACUGAAAAUGUGAGAAUUUAAGGCAGAGGAACCAAUCAGAAAGCUACAAUAAUCUAUGUGAGAUGUGAUGAAACUAUGAACUAUGGAGGUCACUGCGGGGAAAGGGAGAGGAUGAUGAAAAACACUUUGCCAAGAUAGAACUGACAAAAUUUUGGUUGCUGAAUGGCUGUAUAUAUUUGAGGAUUUAAGAAAGACUAAGUUGUGAAGGUGGUAUUGCCCUUGAUGCACAAUAGGGAAUUUUGUAAGUAAUGAAUUUUGAGAAGAUGACAAGUUCUGUUUUUAAUAUGUUGAAUUUCAGUUGCCUAGAAGAUGUCUAGCUUGAAAUAACCAAUAUAUAUUUUUAGUGAUUUAGGACUGGAACUCAGGAGAAAGACUAGAGUUGGAUAUAUAAAUCUGUGAGUCAUCUGAAUAGAGAUAGUAAUUGAAUCCAUGGCAACCAAUGAGGUCACUAAGAGAGUGUAUAGAGAGAAGAGUACUCAGAACAGAGGCUUCCCAAUACAUCCACAAUUAGGGGGUGGUAUAUGGAUGAUGAUCCAGCAAAGGAACAGUGAGACAGGUAGGAGGAGAGCCAAGAGAGAGCAGUAUCACAAAAAUUUAGAGAGGAGAGGGUAUCCAAGAAAAAAAAGUAGUCAACAGUGCCAAAUGCUCCAGAGAGGUCAUGAAAGAUGAGGACUGAAAAAAAGCCAUUGGUUUUGGCAAUUAAUUCUCCCCUUGGCCACAGUUGUGAAAGAGAGAGCAUAAAUUAAAGAGAAUAUAAUUCAAAAGAAGGAAGACCAAAUCAAGAUGUGUAGUUCUGUUGCUGCCAGAUUGUGGUUCUUGACAGAUCGUCGAAUCAGAGAAGACUAUCCACAGCAGGAGAUAUUACGAGCUCUAAAGGCCAAAUGUUGUGAGGAAGAGCUAGACUUCAGAGCUGUGGUGAUGGAUGAAGUUGUAUUAACAAUCGAGCAAGGGAAUUUGGGUCUCCGAAUCAAUGGGGAGUUGAUUACUGCCUAUCCUCAGGUGGUGGUAGUAAGGGUACCAACACCUUGGGUACAGAGUGAUAGUGAUAUCACUGUCUUACGUCACCUGGAAAAGAUGGGAUGCCGACUGAUGAACCGGCCUCAAGCUAUCCUGAAUUGUGUCAAUAAGUUCUGGACUUUCCAAGAGCUAGCUGGCCAUGGUGUUCCUCUUCCAGAUACCUUCUCUUAUGGUGGUCAUGAAAAUUUUGCUAAAAUGAUUGAUGAAGCAGAAGUAUUGGAAUUCCCAAUGGUCGUGAAGAAUACACGGGGUCAUAGAGGUAAAGCUGUUUUCCUGGCUCGAGAUAAGCAUCACUUGGCUGAUCUAAGCCAUCUUAUUCGUCAUGAAGCUCCAUACCUAUUCCAGAAGUAUGUAAAGGAAUCCCAUGGCCGGGAUGUACGUGUCAUUGUGGUGGGAGGCCGUGUAGUAGGCACUAUGCUGCGCUGUUCAACGGAUGGAAGAAUGCAAAGCAACUGCUCGCUAGGUGGUGUGGGAAUGAUGUGCUCGCUGAGUGAACAAGGAAAACAGCUUGCCAUUCAGGUGUCAAACAUCUUGGGGAUGGAUGUGUGUGGCAUUGACCUACUGAUGAAAGAUGACGGCUCGUUCUGCGUCUGCGAGGCCAAUGCAAAUGUAGGUUUCAUCGCCUUUGAUAAGGCUUGUAAUCUAGACGUAGCUGGUAUGAUAGCGGACUAUGCCACCUCCCUUCUGCCCCCUGGCCGGCUCACACGGCGCAUGUCCCUGCUCUCCGUGGUGUCCACGGCCAGCGAGACUAGUGAGCCAGAGCUGGGCCCCCCAGCCAGCACUGCUGUCGACAACAUGAGCGCAAGCUCCAGCUCUGUCGACAGCGACCCUGAAACCACGGAGAGGGAGCUACUCACCAAGCUCCCAGGGGGCCUGUUCAACAUGAACCAGCUGCUAGCCAAUGAAAUCAAACUCCUGGUGGAGUGACUCCACCUGUAAAUAAUUAACGAACAAAGCCCUUGUAAAUCUUUCUCUCUCUCUCUUUUUUUUUCCUUUUUUUCCUUCCUUUUUUGAAACCAACUUGCAAUGCUGUUUAUGAGAGAAGCUCAGGGAGCUGGAGGGGAAACUGAGCCAGGUUAGAUAAGAGAACAAAGAGAGAAAAGGAAAAACUUAUGUUUUUCAGUCACUGCUAUCCUCCAUUUUUUAAUACUGCAGAACCAUUAAAUGGAAUUUUACUACAUGAAUUAACAAGGCAGAAAAGUGGAUAAGGUCUAUAGUUCAAGUAGAUAAUUCUUUCACUGUUACUACUUUUAAAAUAAUCUUCAAAAUGAAUGUAUUUUAGGGCCAGAAAAAAGGGGAUGUAAAAUUCUUGCACGAUCCCUUAUAUUUUUUGCAUUUGGAAAGUCAGUAUUUUAUUGAAGAUCGUAAUUCCCCUCUCAAGAUCAUUUAUUAGAAACAGGUCAGAGAAAACAUCUAAAAUUAAAGAAACCUUUUAAUAUACAAAACUAAAUUUCUGCCAUUUCUGUAUCGAACUCUUAUGUCCAAAUGUCUUUACAAAUCUUCUAGAACCAUUUUAGCAUGGAUGCUUCACAUUUUAUGGCUGCAUUUUGUUUUUCAUAUUAGAUGGGAGGGGAAGAUAGAUGUGAUCUGUGAAAACAUUUCUUAAUGACAGAAGUAGCAUGUUUGCAUAAUGGAAGAUAGAUGAACAGCGUUGCAAUGUUUGGUGUACAAAGUAACAUUUAAUCGAAUGUGGAAAAACUUACACUAGUUUAAAAAUAUGUGCAUUGCCUUGUAUUUGUUAGUGUUUUAGUCUUUUGGAAGAUAUAUACUAUGUUAAUGUUGCAUUUUUUUAAUACAUGCUAGUCCAAUAUUCCCUGCUCUAUGCCUGCAUCUUUAACAAUGGCCAAAGUGAAGAAAACACUACCUUUUGUUAACAAGACACUGAAUUGAAGCCUGUGCAUCUUUAUUAUCCUUUUUUCCUUUCCUUUUUCCCCUUUGUUUUGUCUUUUCAGUGGUGGUUGGGCAUAUUAAGGUGAGGAUAGAGGAUAGAAAAACAAUUUAUAUUUGGGGAAAUUAGCUUUAAGCUCUUGAAUGCAUUUUGAUGCCAGUAUUUUGUAUUCUCAUUCAUAUUUUAGAAAGUGGGAGGGUGUGUGUGUGUGUGUGUGUGUGUGUGUGUGUGUGUGUGUGUGUGUUUGACAUGGGGGAGUGACUAGUGGGGUUUAUGAUUUUUUUUUACAUUGACUUUAAGUAAGAUAAAAGAACAGAUAAAGUCAAUGGGAUCUAAAGGGAAGUAUGUAGUUUUUGACUUCAAGGAACAGAACAUAAGUUGUUUUAAGAACUAGACUUCACCAAGGGGGUUGGGGGAAAGUAACUACUUGAAGCCACCAUGUGGAAUAGAUACUUCCCAGGUCUGUGUGUGUAUGUUAUUUUGUGUUAGUUUAUUUCUUUUAUUAGUUAUUAACUUUUCCGGAUAUGUUUAUUCAAGGCCUCAUGUUUCUUUGUUCACACUCUUGGCCAGGAAUUUUCCCUUCUACUCAUGGGGUUUGGGGGGGAAGGGUGGAGGGAAGAAGAAAAAUGAAGACAGCAGCAUUGGGUUAGUUAUAAUUGGGUCCAUUAUAACAUCAGCUUUCCCUAGUAUUUUUUUCCCUUGCCCACUAAAUCUGUAAAGCCCUGAAACUUAAAGAGGUGUCAGCACACAUAAACACACACAUACACAAACAACAACAACAAUAAUGAACUGGGAUAAAGGUAUCCCAAAGAGGUGUUGGAGUAUGUAUGAGAAAAAUGGAAAUGCUGCCAAUCUCCACAGGAUUCUUAAAAGAGCAAGUACCAUCUCCCCUACAACCCUCUACAGUUUUUCUUUGAGCCACUUCUUUGCUUCUCCAGUGCUGUUUACCUUCAUGUGGAUCUUAACCAUAAUUUCGUGGAUACUACUAGAGAGACUUCAUGGCAAUAAAAAGAAAGAUCAGUAUUAACCUGUUGUAACAGAGGUUUGAUCAUGCUUAUUUGUAUAGGAUUUUUUUUUUUCAUUUUAAGAAGGAAUGUAACAAAAAUGGAUUUUAAAUAGAAUUAAAUUAUAUUAAAAUUCAGUAGGUUAAUUGUUGAUAAAUAGAAUGGUAAAUGCCAGUAUCUGACUUCAUACUAGAAAGUACUAUAUUUAGGAGGAGUUUGUUAAACUUACAAUACUCUAAAUCACAUUCAAAUAAUUUGACUUAUAGGGAGAAUACUCAGUGUAUAUCUUCAUACACUUGUGAACCAUAAACAGAAAAUGAUCACAUAAUCAGAUGAUACUCUAAUUGAAUUCUGUUAUUUUGAUGGUUCCAGUACAUUGUUUGGUCAAGUUAAAAAAAAAAAAAUCAAGAAAGGAGGAAGUAUGUGCUUAGUUGCAUUUACCAGAAAUAUUUUCAUGUCAAGAACAUCUCUAUAUGACAGAUACACUUGGAGAGAGAGUGUGUGUGUGUGUGUGUCUGUGUGUGUGUGUGUGUGUCUGUGUGUGUUUGUACACACAGAUAUGUACAAGUAACAUUUUUUUUUCCCUUUGACAAUAAAGGGAAAGAACCAUAGGGUUUGUGGUAUUGGAAAGGGAGGGAAUAGGGGAAAUUAAUUUAAUGUCACUUGUACUUACACAUUCAUAGCAAGUCAUCCACAUGCCAAGUAAAACGGGAUAUCUGAAGUCAUUCCAUCACUAGUUUAUUCAUACUUUGAUAAAUUAUUUUUAUAAAAUCACACUGUUUUAAACUUUAGAUUCACCAACCUUGUUAUGGUUUGGAAGUUCACAUAUUAGAAUGAAAACAACAGUAAAACCUAGCUAUUUUUCCUCUAUUCCUUCAUUAAAUAGAGGUAAGAGAAAAGUUAAGUCUUCCUAAAAGAGCUAAGUGAGACUUUUGCAAGUAUUUAUGUUUAAGUUUCAAUUAAGUUUAUUUUUGUAUUUGUAAUACCUUUUGUAUAAACUUCAUUACUGUUUGGAGAGGUAGAAAUGUAUCUGUCAAUAUGUGUAACUAUAAUCAUGUCAAAGUUUGAAUUGUUUGUAUAGCUUUGUAGCUUGUCACACUUGUACUUUUUUAAUACUGUAUUUUUUUUAAAUUAUUUUCUGGAUCGUUUCUUCAUCUUGCACAUGAUGGAAGUUGGACUAUAUACAUGCACACAUACUAUGGACGAUUCCAUUUUAUUUUUUUCCCCAUUUAAAAAAAUUUUUUGAUAUUCACAAGCUGCUUAGUCAUUUCUGCUGGCUUUUCCUUCACCCAACUUUGAAAUCUUUGUGUGCAUGCUAUCUGCUCAAGAAACAGCUUUGGAACAUUUGAGUCUUUGGGGAAAAAAAUCCAGAGACAUGCUUUCAUCCAGCACUCCAUCAGACUUUGAGAAGGCAUCGUGUGAAAUCACUGACUUUCCAAAUCAACUCCCCUACUCUUCCCAGUGAAAAAAAAAAGGAAAAAAAAAGGGUAAACAAAGAGUUGUUUUACUCACUUAAGAGUAAAACCCCAGUUUUGGGCUAUGGGAGGGCUUAGGGAGACUGUAAAAUCAAAUCUCGUGUUACAUUAUUUUUUUCCUGGCUCACUCUUUUUGAGAAGGUUUAUGGGCUAUGUGGCUGGUGAGACACGAUCCCCUCCUCCCUAAGGAAAUGUAGGUGCUCAGACAGGUAACCUCUGCUGCUACUGUUUUUUAUUUUAUUUAAAAUUUGUUUUCAUUGUUCUAGGAUUUUAAGAAGUAAUAUAUUGCAGGAUUUAUAACCAGAUUCACUCCUUUUUCUUUCUUUCUUUUUAAAAAAUAAAUGUUUUAUUUAAAGUAUGUUAAGCGUCUUUGAAGCUUGGAUUUUGGAGUGUCUCAGUAGUAGACAAAAAUCUGCUGUUGGAAUCUCCUAGUCCUCUUCCAGAUUUGACUUGAAAUGCUUUUAAUUUUGUUUUGGGCUUUUUUGUGUGGUAUUUUAUUUCUUUUACCAAAGUCCUGUUGGUAUACUGUUUUUGGGGAGGGUGCCUAACUUUAGUGUUAAACUUUCUUAUAUUAAUGAAAACUUGGCUUUUUAUUUCUUUAAUGUUUUAUUUUUUUGUUUUUUGUUUUGUUUUUAAAGAAACAUUCUAACUGUUUCCACUGUUACUGUUCUUUGCCAGCCUUUUCCGGAGCCAAAAAAAAAAAAAAACCCAGAGAAAAAAAUUUCCUCCUUCCCCCUUCCUGAUGAUGAGUGAGAAGUUUUGAGAACUUUCGGGGUCAAUGCCUUUUUAAACUUCCCUUCCCCCAAUAAUGCAGCUCGUAUAAUGGUAAAUGCAGCAGCCUGGAUCCAUGCAGAGCCCCAGCCUGCUAGCAGCAGAGUAAUAAACUGGUAGGUGGCUGCAGUGGAAGAAGGACUUCUUCAGACUGGUGACCUGAAAAUUCCGCAGAGGGGGAAGUGGAACAUGAAAUAGAUGAUGGAAACAAAGGGGAAAGAGGAUGGAAGAGUAAUUAAGGCUCCUGGGAUUGACACACUGGGUGUUUUCUUUCAGGUUUUUUGAAGUAGAAAGUGAUCAUCCUCCCUUGUUUACUCUGUAAUUUUGGAAGAAAGAAAGAUUUUUUUGACCAGAUGAACUUCAGAUGGGACAAAACACAGAAGAAGCAACUGCCUCAACUAAUUUGACUAUAGUCAUAUUUUCAUAAUAAAAUGCUGUAAAAUGAGAA